AUGUCUGCUACAUUGGGUACUUUUAAAAUACCAGAAAUUCUUAAUGAACCAAUGAAAAACUAUGAAAUUGGUAGUAAUGAUCGAAUUAAACUUCUUGAUGCUUUAAAAGAAUUAAGAGCUCAAGCUCCAAUAGACAUUCCUGUUUUAGUGAAUGGUAAAAAGUAUUAUACUGGUAAAAUACAAGAACAAAGAAUUCCAUCAGACCAUGCAGUUGUACUAGCAAAAGCUCAUGAAGCUGACCCAAAUAUCAUAAAUGAAGCAAUCGAGGGAGCACUGAUAGCUAAAAAAAAUUGGGAAACUUUACCAUUUAGCGAUAGAUCUGCUAUAUUCUUAAAAGCUGCUGAUUUAGUUGCUAAUAAAUAUCGGUUUAAAUUGAUGGCUGCCACAAUGCUUGGUCAGGGUAAAAAUACAUGGCAAGCAGAAAUAGACGCUUCUGCAGAACUAGUAGACUUUUGGAAAUUUAAUUGUCAAUAUGCGCAAGAUAUAUAUCAACAACAACCGCCUAGAAAUGCAUCUGGAACUUGGAACAGAGUUGAGUAUCGACCACUGGAAGGAUUUGUUUAUGCAAUCACACCAUUCAAUUUCACAGCAAUUGGUGGUAAUUUACCAGGAGCACCAGCUCUAAUGGGUAACGUUGUACUCUUGAAACCUUCACCUUUUGCCACUCUAUCAAAUUGGAUAGUUUUGGAAAUACUCAAAGAAGCAGGACUUCCAGAUGGUGUAAUACAAUGGAUUCCUGGUCCAGCUGUCGAGAUCACUCAACAAAUAUUGAAGUCACCUGAAUUUGCAUCGUUACAUUUCACUGGAUCAACUUCUGUAUUUAAACAGUUGUGGAAAGAUAUUGGUAAUAAUAUUGAUAUUUAUAAAUCAUAUCCAAGAAUUGUUGGCGAGACUGGCGGGAAGAAUUAUCAUAUGGUACAUGAGUCUGCUGAUGUGUCGAAUGCUGUCAAUCAGACAAUUCGUGCUGCUUUUGAAUACUCAGGCCAAAAAUGUUCAGCUUGCUCUCGUGCUUACGUACCUGACUCAAUAUGGGAACAGUUUAGUAAAUUGUUAUUGCAACAAAUUAAUAAAAUUAAAGUUGGACCUGUUGAAGACUUUACCAACUUUAUGGGUGCUGUUAUCCAUAAAGGUUCUUUUGAAAAGAUUAAAAAUUAUAUUGAAUGGGCAAAACAAGAUCCAGACAGUAAUAUUAUAGCAGGUGGAACCUAUAAUGAUUCAAAAG
Molecule: messenger RNA, 1222 nt
Organism: Entrophospora candida
Lineage: Eukaryota; Fungi; Glomeromycota; Glomeromycetes; Entrophosporales; Entrophosporaceae
Source: the annotation of a GenBank genome assembly